Octopus sinensis (East Asian common octopus) is the source of this 1436-nucleotide messenger RNA. RefSeq lists its product as uncharacterized. NCBI's taxonomy places the organism in Eukaryota, Metazoa, Mollusca, Cephalopoda, Octopoda, Octopodidae. The coding region runs from base 216 to 1076 and encodes 286 amino acids. The record is from RefSeq and is a predicted model, not a curated record. The transcript is spliced from 5 exons.
AUCACGUUGAUCAUCGCAUUUUAGUUGUGAGUUGUUUGUGUUAGUUGUUACAAACAGAACAACUUCACUUCAUAUCAUUCGCUCUGAUAUUCCUGUCGGUUUCGGAUGUGUACAUAUCUGUUAAUUAAUUAGCUUCAUUAUAUCACGAAUAAGCUAAUUGGUUACGAAGAAUUAAUAGAAAGUGCUCAAGCAUUUAUAUUUUAUUCGGACUAAACAUGAUGUCUCGUGGUUAUAUUAAUGUUGGUGAAGGGUCUUGGAGAUCUUUGGGUUUGCCUGCCAAACUGUUGUUGUCGAUGAUGAUGAUAGCGAUGAUGUAUUCAUACACUUCAGCUGCAGAGGUCGAAAUAACCCUCUCACCCGCCCAUGGUUUCGCUAUUGGAGACUCAACAGAAAUGCAGAUUUCCUGCCAUUUCAAUGCGACAGAUUUCCAUUCAUUCUCUCUCCACCAGAAUGGAACCGUCGUUUCGAAAAUGGAACACGACAAUCAUACAGGGAAGUAUAUCGUAACAAAUGCGAAGGAUUUCUACUGUAGCAACCCUAAAACAAAAUGGGGGCAUAGUAUGGUUGACUGCUGGAAAAGGAACCUCAAUUGCCAUGAUGCCACCUCAUACAGAUGUAGUGUAAAUGACACACAUGUUUCCAGUCCAGCGUCGCUAAAAGUGAAAUCUUCUCUUCACAGUCUGGAGCACGUCCACAACCAUGAUGCUGCAAUGAAACACGUGGAUGUAUUCAACUGUACGGCACAUGUUGCACUACCUUCUCAAAAUGAAGUCGUCUUUCACUGGAAAGUAAUGCACGGUUUUCAAAUGACGAGCGAGAAAUGGGACAAAGUGAAUGUUUGGGGUUCGGACACAUGCUAUGCUAACGUAACUUCAUCUUAUCAUCACCAUUUGGGCCACGAUCACUCCGCUAAUCCUACAACCAUUGCCUGUACAGUAUUUCAAGAGACACGUACCAAAGUAGUCAAUCAACCACACAUGGGUUUUCCCAGCGCUGCUUCUGGUAUGUUGUACACUAAAUGGAUUUUGGUCGUCAAUCUCAUUCUUCUGUUUUUGGUUGCUGCAAUUUCUCGAUAGUGUCAUCUUUUUUUUGCACAAAGACGAUAACGAAGAUUCCAAUGGACGUUAUUUGGAUUUGGUAUCGACCAGUGAUGUUAGUGACGGGGUACAACAAACAUCGAACUUCUCCUGUCCAAGAUUAUAUAUACACUUUAUAUAUUUUUAGAUACUAAUUAAACAUGUUAAUUAUAAUCCUUGUAAGUCACUAACUGUAGAAAUACUAACUGUAGUAACGUAAACAACUAAUAUUACGUCGGUGCAUAAUUAUUGCGGCAUUUUUCUACAAAUUUUAUUCAACAAAAACAAUAACAACAUGUAACAAAAACAUCUUUAAAUGAAUAUUCCGGAGCAUAUUCACCAUCUACUUCAAUUACUGCU